CGGCGUGCUCAUUCCGUAGCAGACUAUUGCAUCGACCGGACGCGCGUGAUCGAGAACUUUGUUGAAAAGGCAGUACAUUAAACUACUGUAAAAAAAAAACAAAAAAAAAAAAAAUAGAAAAGUACAACAGCCACCCGUGAAAGCACACGACGUGUAUGCUGUUUUCCAGUCAACACAGUAGCAACAGCAACUGGGAGGAUCGGUUAGCAGCAAUACCGGCAGCACAAUACCAGUGAUAAGUCAUUGUUAUCGUCGAAGACAGCUAACGUUCUAUUCAAUUCGAAAAAUCCAAUCGGAACGAACGUUGCGAAUUUCAAAUCGGAUCAAUUCCAAGCAGAGACGUAAUUUGGGAAAAAAUUGGAUUCAGUUCGCGACAAAACGUUUCAUCGAGAAUAACAAAGCAAUUUGCACGCGUAAAUUUCUGUUAACUGAAAAAAAAAAAAAAGAAAGAAAACGAUCCUACACCGGUGAAGCGAGAGAGCAAAGUGGUUCGACGAAAUCUUUUGGAAAAAAACUGUCGACGUUCACAGAGGCCUGGGAGCCGUCCGGUUUGAACUUUCCAGAAAAACAGAGCGACAAAGACAGCGGCUAGGUAUAGAGCAAGGUGAGAGAAAAAGAAAGCGACUUGCCGCGGAAUAGAGAGAAAAAGUGUGUGCUCGGUCACAAAGUGAGUGCCGGCUAUCGAGAUGGCGUUUAUGAUGCCCGUUAUGAAAAACGAGUGGGACAUUUAUAAGACCAACCGCAGUCGGCGAUCAUCCGAGUGUUCUAACCCUCAGGGCUGUCGCAGUAGAAAGGUGUCGGAAUGUUCAAAAUCCGAAGGGCCAUCGUUGUCUACUUCGCCUGGAUCGGACUUUCUGACGUCGCCGGCUCAUCGUUCGGUACCCCUCACCUCUCGACAUUUCUCAAGAACAUCCUCGAGGGCAUCUCAGAACUCAUUGCAGAGCCCAAGCAAGAGUACCGGCUCGUCCCCGCCGAAAACCGGCAGUUCUAACUCCUUGAAUAAAUUCCACAAUCGAUUAGUGGACAAGCUGAAAAGGUCGAUAAAGAAGGCUGACGAUACCGCGGAAGAUCAACGAAAUUUAUCGUGAAACAGUCAAGGGGUUUUGGGCCGGCCACCGAUUCCCGGCUCAAAACCAAUCGAGAUCCGACGUACUUCAGCACCCGUUACCACGUCCGCGACGAUUUACGAGGGGGUGGCACGAUCCUGUCCGGAUUCGUCGCCUUCGGCGUGGUGAAGCAAAAUAAAAAAAAAAAACAACAAUAAAAAUGACAACGAUAGCAACGGCAACAGGAUCGGACAAACGAGAUGAAAAAGUUUCCCGCGAUUUAUUUAUUGACGACAAAGAUAAUGAUCGAUUGCUGUGUCUAACCAUGCUUGGAGACAUAACGCUAACGCAAAGGAGCGAAGAAAGUUGCGCGGCCUUCUAUUAAAAUAUCAAGAUCGAGGACAGUGUUCCUUUGAAAGAAAAAUCGAACUAAGGUUGAACAGAGCACGACCCUACAAUUGAAGAUGUCGUAAUCAAUGGCUGACAUUCCACCAGCUAAAUCUCCGUAUCUUUGACAAGCAGAAAAACGGAGUGAUUAAGCGAGGUGUAACUCGUGUCGAAGUCAAAGGAGUUCCUGUAAAGGUUCUCGCAUACGACAACCGGAAACGCUUGUAUUCAUCGUUAAGAUUACUCGCUGUCUCCAAAGGGAAUAUACGUGCGUAUGCGCAAAAACUGCCAAGGCGUAAAUGCGCAUUACGUGUAUACGUAUAACAUAGGUGAGCUAGUAAAAGAACGGAGCCUAAGAAAAGACUUACUUAUUUUAAUCGUAUAUUCUUCGAGCGACCUGUACUUAUACGCGUGAAUAUUUAUUUGAAGUUUUCGUUGAACUUUAUCUCGUGUAAAAUUCAAAGAAUUUUAACACGCGAGCAAAUAUUUUGUCUUUGAAACGAUACUCUUUUUUACUUUUCAUCUUUUUUUUUUUUUUGUGCUCUCGUGCGAAAAUUGCUCGUUUCGAAUUUCCUCCCCCGAUUAAUUCAUAUUUCUUACGGUAUCGUUUCGAAAUAAAUUUAUUUGCAAUGGAUACGAGACGCUUUUCUCCUAGAUUAUAUCGCGAAAGGUAUAUUUUUUUUAAACAAAUCCUCGUAGUUUGUAUCGAAGUGUAUUAUAGCGAUUUCCCUCUAUCCUGCGCCGAGAUACUAGAUUUUUGCUGUUUUGAUUAGUCGUUACGAAAUUUUUUUUUAUACUAUGUAUAAUAAUUAGUUCCGUCGGGAUAAGCGAUCUGUUAAUCUGUUGUACGUUGAGUAAUCUUUUUAACAAAUAAACCUGAUAGAAAAACGAAAAUGUCCUCGGCAAUUGGACGCAGAACGACGUCUUUCAAAGACAUCGAACAAAAGCGUAGAGACGCCUUACGUGCAGUUCUCUGCAGGUAAAAAAUUAACGUUUCCCUGUCCUCUUUCCUCUUUUUUCCUUUCCUUUUGUUAAAUAUUGUCACACGCGAUAAAAAGUAGCAAAGAAAAGUAUGAUUCGAUUGUCCUACUUUUUCCAACGAUAGAAUUUCAUCGAUAAUAUAAUUCGAUUGAUUGCAGCCAAAUUCGAUAGUAUUAAAUCCGCAUAAAAUGGUAGUUCGUAUUUUUAAAGAAAGUGUAGCAUAGUGACAUCGUCUGCGUCCAUCUAUUACCGCAAUUUUAAAUUUUACAAUAAGACAAUUACGCGCUUUCCUUAUCGUUUUGCGAAAUUACGAAGUGGGAGCAAUUAUAUACGAUACCGCGUGUAACUCUGUGAUACUGUAAGCUAUAAGGUAGAAUUAUUUUGCAACGAGCAUAUAAAA
Messenger RNA from Frieseomelitta varia, 2814 nucleotides. RefSeq lists its product as uncharacterized. Bases 687 to 1088 code for a protein of 133 amino acids. The transcript is spliced from 3 exons. The record is from RefSeq and is a predicted model, not a curated record. NCBI's taxonomy places the organism in Eukaryota, Metazoa, Arthropoda, Insecta, Hymenoptera, Apidae.